Molecule: messenger RNA, 5193 nt
Organism: Cherax quadricarinatus
Lineage: Eukaryota; Metazoa; Arthropoda; Malacostraca; Decapoda; Parastacidae
Source: RefSeq, a predicted model, not a curated record
AUGAGGCAGCCCUUACUGGCGCGCCUGGGCAUCGAACCUCUCACCUGGCGGCGCCAGGUGGUGCUAAUGAUAUGCGGUCAUGUGUAUGCAUUAACAGGUUCGGCUGACUCAAACUACUCCCAGCCGUCAUCAGAUCUCUCACUGGACGAGGAGAGAGAGAACUUAAGGAGGGAGACAGAGAGACAGGCUCUCUCACAGCUUGAUAAGGCCAGGACCAAGCCAGUUGCGUUCUCGGUGCGGACCAACGUGGCUUAUGAUGGUUCUCUGGACGAUGAUUCUCCUGUACACGGCUCGGCCAUCUCCUUCAACGUCAAGGAUUUCCUCCACAUCAAGGAGAAGUAUGACAACAACUGGUGGAUCGGGCGCCUGGUGAAGGAGGGAUCGGACGUGGGUUUCAUUCCUUCUCCAGUCAAGCUAGAGAACCUGAGGCUCCAGCAGUCGCAGCAGAAGAGUUCCAAGCUGUACUCCUCAAAAAACUCUUCCUCGGGUAACCUGGGCAUGAUCAAUGAUGUUCUAUCCAAUAGCAAGAGCUCAAACUCCCGAGGCUCUACCCCCCCUACCCCUGGAGUCACAAUUAUCCAUUAGAUAUCAAUUUUUCACUUUGUUAUGGAUUGAAGUGCACUGUUUCUUGCCUACCCUUCCCUUCUCCUUCUCCUCAGUUUAUUGUUUGCUUGGUUUGCCAACCUGAGCUGAAAGAGGCUCCCAUGUGAUGUCACAGACAUAGGCCACAGCUCAAACCCUCUUCACUUUAAUACUACUCAGAGAACUUAAAUUUUUUGUGUUAAAUGUGAAAUUAUACUUUGUUAAAUUGUACUUUACUGAUGACUGUUGCAUAUUGCCAUAAGUAGAUGUGUACUUACUGUAUUUUUAUAAUAAUAUUCACAGAAAAGUACUAAACACUAAAUGUUUACUUAAUAUAAGCAUCUGGAAAUGUUAAGGAAAUAUUUGUAUGGAUUUUGCACAAUUUGAUAAUGUGAGCCAUGUUGUGACUUCACAUGGCAUAGACUGCCAGCUGCGUGACAACCCGACACACCAGUGAUGCCGGUAUAUAGUAAGACCAACCAUUCCAUUCUACCCAUCAUGCAACCAUAAUCACUCUAUUAUGGAAUGCAUUUAUCAUUAAAGUUUCAGCAUUUUACAGUAAAGUUGAUGUGAGUGAGGUGAUUAAUGCAGACUUUGGAAGGGAACCAAGAGACGUUCCGGCUGGGGCCCCUCAACAUGUUGCCCAGCUCUGCUCUUGGUACCACACCUUGCAUGGGAGGUGCCUUGAUGCUGCUGAAGGGCUCUGGAUUCGAGGAAAUGGAGCUACUCUUCCCUUACUCGGAUUAAACCUGAUUGUCCCUCAUUCCACAAGCACUGUAUUAUCCUUGCAGGUUUAACACUUCCCUAUAAAUAUAAUAAUCAUGAUGAACUUGGUGCAGUGUCAGGGCAGAGGCAUGCACCUGUUGCUACUCAUGUCUCAAACACUUGAGUAGGCAGCAAGAGCUUUUGUGUUACCUGUAUAUUUCUCUCCAAGUCACAGCAUUACUUGUUGAACUUGUGUAGAUUUUGAGACUGAAAAGCCAGAUUAUUAUGUUCAUAUGAAGUGUUAAAACCUGUUUGGUUCAUACAGCUUCAGGAAUGGUGGAGGGUAGAUGCUCUGCCCAUUAAGAGUGAGACACUUUAAAGAGCCAGGGAGGAAGGUAGUGUGUUAUGAAAUGUCUUAAACUUGGGUUUAUGAAAAGUAUCGACUAACAGUUACUGUGCAACACUAUCAGCUACUGCCAGUGCUGUAGAUGAAGGUGCCUAAGGUAGAGUGAGGAUCUUGUAGCAGAGGGUGGUGUUAUGAUGUAGCCAGCCUUAUUGCACCCCACACAAACACACAUGUAGCAGUGGGUAGUAUUAUGACCUGGCCAGUCCCACUUGACCCCAUGCACAUACAUGUAGCAUUGGGUAGUGUUAUGACCUGGCCAGUCCCACUUGACCCCACACACAUAUACCAGUUGUCUUCACCCUUCAGCCUCAUGCAUGAUGCUGCCUUCCACCUAGCAAAUACUUCGUAACUCUUAAUUUCUAGAUUAUUAUAUAAUUUAUUUUUCACAUUGAACAUUAGGAUAGUAUGUGGUUAAUCAUUAUAAUCUUGUAUGCAGAAAAUUUGUAUUGUUUGAAUCCCAUUGUUCACUGAACGACUUGAAGAUUUAGUUUUAGUACUUCAGUUUGACUUCAUUAUUCACCCUACAGAGUGUAAACUAUGGUGAAGCUAACCGUAGACUUUAUCCUAAGUACAAUAGCUCCAAACAGUCUUUCUCGAGUCUGGUUCAUUUAGACUCAAUGAAAUAAGUAUUGUGUAUACAAGCCUGUAUGGUUAUUACAUGAUGUACUUUCCUCCCUGUGUGACCCUGUGAUACCUGGGAUGGUGAUGGUGUGUAAGUAAGAGUUAACCCUCGUGCCUGCUUCCCGUACUGGCUUCUUUGGCUAGUCAAUCCUCGUAUAUAGCUCCGUACAUUGCUAUUUUUUUAUAUUUUUUGACUUGCUCAAGUUAAUGAAUAAAUGCCUUUUCUACAAGACUUUUGUAUACUUUUUCGUACCCAGAUGCAAGACAGGCAAUAUUUUUUGUAACCACUAGCUUUGGAAAACAUUAUUAGAAUAAUGUGGAGAAGCUUGAAGAUCUUAGGUGAGAUGAGAGUCGCCUGGUAAUGUUAGUUCUGUAUGUUAAGCUCAUGGCUCUUGCUAACUCACACAACAAAUUAUAUCAGCAUUUUAACCCUACACUUUUAUUAGUAUUCUUCCUGGAAGUUUGUUCUUCUUCACUUUCUCCCUCUUAUCUUUUCUUCCCUCUUACCCCCUGUUAUUUAUUACCCCUUCUUUCCUCUUAAACCCUAUUCUUUGUCACUCCCUGUCCCAUUGUAUUCCUUCCUCUCUCAUCUUCUCAUCUCUCUCAUCCUCCUCCUCUCCCUCAUACCAUCAUACUAAGUUUCGAAAUGAUCAUUCUUUAGGUUUCUGCACAGUCAUGAGUUUCCCCACCAUCAUAUUAUAAGUUUCCCCACCAUACCAUGAGUUUCCCCACCAUCAUACUGUAAGUUUCCCCACCAUCAUACCGUGAGUUUCCCCACCAUCAUACCGUGAGUUUCUCCACCAUCAUACCAUGAGUUUCUCCACCAUCAUACCAUGAGUUUCCCCACCAUCAUACCAUGAUUUUCCCCACCAUCAUACUGUGAGGUUCCCCACCAUAUAAGUUUCCCUGCCAUCAUACCAUGAGUUUCCCCACCAUACCAUGUGUUUCCCCACUAUCAUACCAUGAGUUUCCCCACCAUCAUAUAUGUUUCCCCAGCAUCAUACCAUGAGUUUCCCCAUCAGCAUCAUGUGAGUUUCCCCACCAUCAUACCAUGAGUUUUCCCACCAUACCAUGAGUUUCUCCAUGUAAGUUUCCCCACCAUUCUGAGUUUCCCCAUCAUCAUACUGUGAGUUUCCCCACCAUCAUACCAUGAGUUUCCCCACCAUCAUACUGUGAAUUUUCAUCACCAUCAUAUUAAGAGUUUCCCCACCAUCAUUCUAAGAGUUUCCUCACCAUUUUCAGUUUCACUACGUGUCUCAUAAAAGUCACUCACUAGAUGUUUGAACAACUGUAGUAUAUCACUCACAACCUGUUUGCAACAUUUCACCAAUGGCUCUCACACUUGGAGAUGGAUAAGUUAACCAGUGCAAACUGCAGGCAAUAUGUCAACACAUGGUAAAGGACGGACUGGUAGCAGUGCUAGGAUGUUUCAUAUAUAAGUCAACUUUAUCUUGUAGCACUUAAGAAUACCCAGUCAUGGGUGAAACACGAUAAGUAUUAGUGUCUUUUUCAAUGAUAGGUUAACUCACAUCCAAAAUUCAAAUUUUUAAAUAUUUUAUACAGUACAGAUAGUAUAGUUUACAUGUAAUAAGAUAUUAGUAGGCACAAAAGGAAGCCACUAGUAUGCAGUGCAUUUUGGGCAAACUAAUCCUAAUGCUUAAAGACUACUUGAGGACUUAGAUAUGUUAUAUUAUUCCUGUUGUUUAUACAUAUGCACCUUGGUAGUUGUACCAUUGUCUUAGUGGUAUAAACACCCAGAGGCACAUAUCUUAGUGUAUAUAUACUCUGAAAUAUGUAUAUUUCAGUGAACAUACACUUAGAACUUACUUUAAUUCUUACUUUAGGGAUUUAAAGUGUUUUAGACAUAAGUGUUGAAUUUGAUGCUCUUGCAGUAAUGCAUUUGACUCUUGAAAAACUAAACUGUUCAUGGUCAAUCCCCUCUCUAAGCAGACUAUGAAUUGAAUUAGAAACUAAUAGUUUUAAUUGUAGUGAUUUUGUUGAUUAUUUUUAAAGUUAGUAAGGUUACAACUGUUACAAAAGAAUACAUAUCCUAUAUGUAUAUGUUUGUAUACACAUAUACACACACAAAUUAGUCUCAUUUAACAGGGUAAUUACAUUCCUGAAACAGCAGGUAAAUAAAAAUUUAGUGUAAAAUGAACUGAGGAACAUAUAGAAAAAUUAGGGUUUUAUCCUUGACCCCCAAAAAUGCCAAUUAUAUUUUUAGUUUAUGUCUCUUAAUUCUAAAAAAAAAAAAUAAUAAUGUAAUUGUAGUUGGAUGUAGUGAGCUGUACAUAAUUUAAAUACAGUGCUUAUAGCUAAAAAAUUAUAAAUUAAUUUUUCUCCCCUUAUAAUCUGGUUGCUGGCAUGUAGAUAAUCUUGAGAGGCCUGGAAAGGGAUGGUGUGGCCCUACUGGGCCAAAAUGGAUAGGUGGUUGUGAAUCAUAGGCUGAGGUUCUAGGGCUGAUAUCAGUGAAGGGUUCUUGUAGAUUAUAGUUGUACUGGAGUGUUCAGGUAUUUUGCAUGAGCUGCUUCAGACUCUGCUUCAGAGAAGCAAUAGGUUAACUCAUAUCCAAAAUUCAGUUUUUUUUUAAUAUUUUAUGCAGUACAGAUAAUGUAGUUUACAUGUAAUAAGAUAUUAUUAGUCACAAAAGGAAGCCACUCAAAACCAAAAUAAAAACUUACUUUUUAAAUAAACUUUCUUAACCCUUUCAGGGUCCAAGGCCAAAAUCGGAAGGGGUGCCCCAGUGUCCAAGAAAUUUUGAAAAAAAAAAAAAAAUAUUUUUUCUUACAUAAUUAAAGAUAAUAUUUUUGUGAAGGUAAUAAAAAAAAAAAUUCUGAUCGGCACUUACCGAGAUACAGCGGCGGGAAGUUGACCCAAAA